AUGGCAGCCACGAUUAAUGAUGAUACACAAUCAAUAGUUGUUGGAAAUGGUAGUGAUCGAGUUGCUAUUAAUUUAAAACAAGGGCCAGUAGAUCAAUCACAAUCAUUUCUCUUAACAUCGAUAUUAAUUGAAAUGGGCGAUAUUGAAAUACGUAUUCGUCGAUCAGCUCAAGGAACAGAUCAAUAUAAAAAGAGAGAAGCUAGUUUACCAACAUCUGUACGAUCUGCACCGAUUACCUAUCAAAAUGGUAAUCAAGAGAAAAAGAAUACAGCAGAGGAAAAACCGAAUGCACAUCAGACACAUUGGGAUUAUUCAAUAUCUCAUGGUCCACAUAUGUGGGGUCGAAUAUUUCCUCAGAUUCAAUGUAAAAAAUUUCAAUCACCAAUUCGAAUUUAUACUGAUCAAUGUGAAUAUGAACCGGAAUUAACUCGACGCCCAUUUGUAUUUCAUGCGGAUGAAAAUUGUUGUCAAACACUUGAAAAUACAGGUCAUUCAUUUCAAGUAUCCGGUAAAGGUUCUAGCAGUAUUAGUGGUGGUCCUGUUCCGGAUGAAUAUCGAUUUCUUCAAUUUCAUAUGCAUUGGGGUUCAAAUGAUCUCGAAGGUGCUGAGCAUGUUGUUGAUGGUGUUCGUUUACCGGGUGAAUUACAUAUUGUAACAUGGAAUACAAGUAGAUAUCGAACACCACAAGCCGCUGCUGCAUCCGAACAAUUUGAUGGUUUAAUGGUUUUUGGUAUAUUAAUUAAAAUUGCACCAUCUGAUAAUCAAGAAGUUGAUAAAUUACUUAAUCUAUUUUCAAAAAUUAUUCAUAAAGGUGAAAAAGUUGAUCUUGACGAUGAAACUGUUUCAUUAAAAAAAUUAAUGCCAAAGAAUAUGCAAGAUUAUUAUACAUAUGAUGGUUCAUUAACAACACCUAUGUGUUCUGAAAGUGUUCGAUGGAUAGUUUUUCGUGAACAAAUGGGUCUUUCACGACGUCAAUUUGAUCAAUUACGUCAAUUAAAACAUGCAUGUAAAGGAGAGAAUAGUACAACGAAUGGAAAUAUAAGUCAAAAUUUUCGACCGGUGAUGCCACUCAAUGGACGUCUUGUCUAUCGCUCAUUUUGCUAA
Adineta steineri is the source of this 1104-nucleotide messenger RNA. The record is from the annotation of a GenBank genome assembly. NCBI's taxonomy places the organism in Eukaryota, Metazoa, Rotifera, Eurotatoria, Adinetida, Adinetidae.